UGACGGUGGCGGCCGUGAGUCCCGCGGUGACGGUGCCCUGCCUGUUCCGGCUGCGCGGCAAGGGCUACGGCACGGCCAAGGGCAUCCCCACCCUCAUCAUCGCCAUCUCGGGCAUCGAUGACGCCGCCUCCGUGGCGGGCUUCGGCAUCAUCAGCAGCAUCAUGUUCUCGCACGACUCGCUGCUGUACCAGAUCGUGCAGGGCCCGCUGUCCGUCGUCAUGGGUCUCGGGUUCGGCGUGCUGUGGGGCGUGCUGGCCAAAUACGUCCCGGAGCGGAACGACCCCUUCGUAGUGCCCAUGAGGGUCCUCAUGCUGUUCGGCGGCGGCCUCAUCGCCGUCCUGGGCUCCGAGUCCAUCGGGCUGGGCGGCGCAGGGCCGCUCGCUGUCGUCUCCGCCGCCUUCGUCUCGUGCUACUCGUGGACGCAGCAGGGCUGGGAGUUCGAAGAGAAUCCUGUCGCCACGGCGUUUGAGAUUUUCUGGAUGGUCUUCGAGCCUAUUCUGUUCGGACUGACGGGCACCAUGAUCAAGAUGGAUGAGCUGGACCCGCAGAACGUGUGGAAGGUCAUCGGGGCCUUGGUUACAGGGUUUGUUAUCCGCAUCUUGUUCACCAUCGUGGUGUCCUGGCGCAGCCGGCUGAACACCAAGGAGAAGGUGUUCGUGUCGCUGUCGCUGAUGGCGAAGGCCUCGGUGCAGGCCGCGUUGUGCACUGUGCCGCUGGACCUGAUCCGGGAGUCCUCCCAAGAGGGCGAGAACGCCGUGGGUAAGGAGGGCGACCGCGAGCACGCCGAGCUGUUCCUCACCACGUGCGUCAUGUCGAUCCUGCUCACGGCUCCCUCCAUCGCCAUCCUGAUGACGCUCCUGGGCCCGCGGAUGCUCACCAAGACCACGGUGGACCCCGAGUUCCCGGAGAACUGGCGGCGGCACACCCGCCCCUCGCUCAGGGACAUCUCCAUCAUCGACGAGGGCGACGAAGAGGACGACGAGGACAACCUGGGCAAGCUGUCCAGGAGGUCGUCGCGAAGGAGGUCGUCCUCCUCCAAGGACUUGGGGAAGGAGGCGGGUAACCACACGACCACGCCAACGCCCUCCGCCAACUCGACGACGCGCGAGACGUCGCUGACCACCACGUCCGUGCCGUGAGGGGGCUACAGCGCCACCACCUUCUUCAUAUAAGGCUGAUUGUGAGGCCGGGCCGGGCCGUAUUCCCUGCCCCUGUCAAACGAGGGGUACCCUCGGAAUCAAACUGCUGUCCCCCGGCCGAGCGUCGAGGGUCAGGAAAUGUGAAUAUGCGACCGCGGUGCGAGCGUGGGUGCGGGCGUGGGUGCGGGCGGGCACGAGCGCACAGGCGCGCAGGGCAAGCCUUUCGGGGCGUCGUCGGGACAUUGAGUGACCCGUGUACAGUGUGUGAAGUGGCUCUUGCAGAGCAUAGUUACCAAGACAGCGCGAGUAUAUGUUGGUAUUACGCGUCAUUACGAAAAUUCGCCAUUCCAUAAUAAUUGUAAAAAGAAAGUCUCCAGCGGUAUUAUUAAAAGAUAUUCUAAAUUAUGUGGUUUUACAAAGCUCAAUUGAGACGGGGGUACUAUCACAAGGGGGAAAAAAGGGUCGUAGACGUUUAGAUGUAUUCAUAAUGAAAUGUAUAUUGAACUCGGGGAACCAGCUCAUCGUGCGGGAGUUGCAAUCAAUAGUCUGUAACGCAUUCCAAACCGCAAGGCGAGCCGCCAGGCCUCCGGAGGCGACCUAGUAUAUGUGCCUUUGAAUGUGAUAGUACUUAAAUUUACUGAUAUUCUCUGUUUGGAGGGAAAGGGAAAAACUUUACCCAUCAUAUUUGAUUAGAUCCCAAUCCGCUCCAGUUGUUUCACUUUUCUGUAUAGCUCAUUAACAUAUCUUCCGAAAUGUGAUACCACAUUGUAAGACAAAGUUGUGAUAGAUGUUGGUCCAUUCCAGAACCAAUAUGGUGCCAAUAAGAUGCUCUUUUCCUUUCUAAGCUUUGUAUAUAUUUGUUUUGGUUGUGUUCAUGUUGGUCCUUAGAUUUUUGUCUAAAUGUUUUUUGAAGCUGAGCAGUUCCCUAAUUAAAUUAACAAUCUCUACCGUU
This is a messenger RNA of Frankliniella occidentalis (western flower thrips), 2091 nucleotides long. RefSeq names its product sodium/hydrogen exchanger 9B2. The record is from RefSeq and is a predicted model, not a curated record. NCBI's taxonomy places the organism in Eukaryota, Metazoa, Arthropoda, Insecta, Thysanoptera, Thripidae. Gene Ontology annotation, biological process: proton transmembrane transport. Gene Ontology annotation, cellular component: membrane. Gene Ontology annotation, molecular function: antiporter activity.